This is a messenger RNA of Spea bombifrons (plains spadefoot toad), 3885 nucleotides long. RefSeq names its product ring finger protein 111 (gene RNF111). Gene Ontology annotation, molecular function: SMAD binding; SUMO polymer binding; ubiquitin protein ligase activity. The record is from RefSeq and is a predicted model, not a curated record. The transcript is spliced from 14 exons. Gene Ontology annotation, cellular component: cytoplasm; nucleus. Gene Ontology annotation, biological process: ubiquitin-dependent protein catabolic process; positive regulation of DNA-templated transcription; positive regulation of transforming growth factor beta receptor signaling pathway. NCBI's taxonomy places the organism in Eukaryota, Metazoa, Chordata, Amphibia, Anura, Pelobatidae. The coding region runs from base 438 to 3350 and encodes 970 amino acids.
GGCUUCGCUUUUCCGCUUCCCUGUCGUGUCAUUAAAGUGUCGCGAGGUGUAGUUGGUCUGGCCGAGGAAGGCUCUCUGCUCGGCCGGAACGAGCACCGGAGAGGAAGCGGGGUGAUACAGCUCUCGAGCCACCCUCUCUUCUCCUCCCAGUCUAUUCGGGUGAAUAACCCAAUCCGUUUUACCGCAGAAAGAGAAAAAGGGGAGUCAACCGACCCGUUCCCAUCCCCCACAGAGUGAGAGCUUCGCGAUCGGCCCCUUUGGGUGGGGAAGGAAGCAGCAGGGGGUCGGAAUCUCUCCGACUACGGCGUGCAGUGUGAUGAUCCAGGCCUCUGAGUGCUGAUCGUGAUCGCCUGCUUUGAAGGCACUUCAACAACUAAUAUUUUGUUAAAAAAAAAAAAAAAACCAACAACAAUAUUCCACUUUAUUUUUAAGCGGAUAUGAAGAGUGAGGUUCCCUCAGAUGCGCCGAAGAGACAGGAAAACCUAAAAGGGGUGCUCCUCAACCCAGAAUCUAUUGAGGCCUCCAAAAACUUUCCAGCUGAGGUGGAGAUGAUUGCAAGCAAAGUGGGAAAUGACUUUGCUCACUUAUGCAGUGACUCUAGCAAACAUCAAAGGGACUUAAGCAGUAGUGACACCAACCAAGAGAAAGGCCUUAUGAGGAAGAAGAGGAAAAGCCAGCAGGCUGGCCCAUCCUAUGCUCAGAGCUGCGAGGUUAAGGAAAAUCAGAGACUAGUAGAACUUCGGCUAGGACCUCACAGCAAUGAAGACAAUGAUUCUUCCUUCAGUGAUUGUGUAUCAUCCCCUUCAUCCAGUUCUCAUUUUGGUGAUUCUGACACUAUGACUUCUGACGAGGACAAGGACAGUCCUAGAAGAUACUCUUCAGCAGGAGGUAAUGCUGCAAACCGAACUCACAGUGCUAGGGCGCACAAAUGGCCCCGUGUUCAGAAUGACUCUGUUCCUGCUUUGCUAAUGAAGAGGCCUUGUUAUCAAGUUAGCACUCUACGGAGGUCUACACACCGUAAGAGACUUGUAAAGCAUGGCUCUGCCCAGAGGACACAGAAACAAAAAGAGAGGAUAUUAAUGCAAAGGAAGAAGAGGGAAGUGCUUGCCAGGCAGAAAUAUGCUUUACUCCCUAGUUCCAGCAGCUCCAGUGAGAAUGACAUCACUAGUGAAUCUGCCUCCAGCUCUUCCACUGAAGGUGAUGAGGAUAUAUUUGUGUCUCCUGGGGAAAACCACCAAAAUGGUACAACCGUCCCCACAGGCAGCAUCGAUGAGGAUGUUGUAGUCAUUGAGGCUUCCUCCACACCCCAAGUUCCUGCCAACGAAGAAAUCAACGUUACCUCAACUGACAGCGAGGUGGAGAUCGUGACUGUCGGUGAAACCUACAGAUCUCGCUCAACACUUGGACACUCUCGAUCUCAUUGGGGCCAAAGCUCAAACUCUCAGCCUGGAAGACCACAUGAGCAGAGGAGCCGUAGCAGGGUUUCCACCGUUAUCCAGCCCUUACGGCCGAAUGCAACUGAAGUUGUGGAUCUCACUGUAGAUGAAGAUGAUCCUGCAGUUGUGCCAACUACCUCUGUCAGAAUGGACUCCCAGACUGUCAAUACCGUUUCCAGUAAUACCUCUACCUCAGAGCAGGCCUCUGAUGCUGUUUCAGGUUCUUCUGCAGCUCAGACAUCCACUGUGCCUGAGACAACCUCAGCACCUAUGAAUAGCAGUGCUAUAGGUUCAACAGCAGAUGACAACAGGACGACUGCUUCAGGCUCUGCUGCAGAUGGAGGCCCCCCAGCUAUGCCGCGUUUGCCAUCUUGCUGCCCCCAACACUCGCCUUGUGGAGGAACAUCUCAAAAUCAUCAUGUGUUGGGUCAUCCCCACUCAAAUUGUUUUCCACCACACAGCCACCACUUUCCACAUCAUCACCAUCACCACCAUCAUCAUAGCAGCUCACAUCCAGCUGUUCCACUUUCACCUACUUUCACAGACUCUCACUGUCCUGUGGAGAGGACGGCCCCAGUGCCACCUCCCUGUGGAGCAACUGGUGCAUCUGGUUCAACCUACCAUGACCCACAAGCCUUACCAGUAGAUCUGAGCAACAAUGCUAUAAGGAGCCAUGGGAGUGUUAGCUUUCAUAGCACAUCAGCUUUUGACCCCUGCUGUCCAGGGUCUUCAUCUCGAUCUGCAGUUUUCGGACAUCAGUCAUCUGCAAGCACUGCACAACCCUUGCCAAUUGACGGAUAUGGUUCCAGCAUGGUAGCCCAAUCACAGCCACCUCCUCAGACCUCCCUUUCCUCCUGUCGGCAUUACGUACAUACUCCGUAUGGGCCUCUUGCAAGACCUCUGCACCAUCAAACGUCUGCUUGUCCUCACUCACAUGCCAAUCCACCUCCGCAGCCUCCACCACCUCCUCAGAUGGACUAUGUCAUUGCUCAUCCAGUGCAUACUUUUCAUGCAUCUCUGCCUAGUCUUACUUCUGCUCAUCCUGUGCCUCCACCGCCACCAUCCCAUCAACUGACCAAUGCUGCGGCCGCACCUCUCCCACAGCACCUCUCAACAUCUCACCAAACCAUGCCCCACCAUCUUACUGCUACUACACAGAGGUUGCACCCGCACGAUGUCAUCCAGAGGAUGGAAGUCCAGAGGCGACGCUUAAUGCAACAUCCAACGCGUGCCCAUGAACGACCACCACCACAUCCACAUCGGAUGCACCCGAACUAUGGACAUGGACACCAUAUUCAUGUGCCUCAAACAAUGUCUUCUCAUCCCCGCCAAGCUCCUGAGCGGUCAUCUUGGGAAAUAGCACUCGAAGCUGGAGUGGCUGCAUCCCCUUACCAAGCCGGUCCAUUGCACCCGCACCUAGCACACUACCACCCGCCUCCUAGGCUUCACCACUUGCAGAUCGGGGCCCUUCCAUUAAUGGUUCCAGACAUGGCGGGCUACCCUCACAUCCGCUACAUUUCAUCUGGAUUGGAUGGAAGGUCAUUCAGAGUUCCUUUCAGGGGCAAUUUUGAGGAGUUAAUUCACCUGGAAGAGCGGCUUGGAAAUGUGAAUCGUGGGGCUUCACAGGGGACCAUUGAAAGAUGCACAUACCCGCACAAAUAUAAAAAGGUAUCCACUGAUUGGUUCUCACAGCGGAAAUUGCACGGCAAACAAGAUGGUGAGGAAGCCACAGAGGAAGACACUGAAGAAAAAUGUACUAUUUGCCUUUCUAUAUUAGAGGAAGGUGAAGAUGUUAGACGCCUCCCAUGUAUGCAUCUUUUCCAUCAAGUGUGCGUGGAUCAGUGGCUGAUUACGAAUAAGAAGUGCCCUAUUUGUAGAGUGGACAUUGAAGCUCAGCUACCAACAGACAGUUGACAUUUCUGGAACCGGCAUUCUGCACCUUGUCCUCGGUACAACAGCCAACCAAAGAUGGCAUGACUUAACUGCACAGACAUGAACGCAUUAAACCCAAUGUGCUGGCUCUGCCUCACUAUACGAAUAAUACUAUAGACUACCAUUUGUAUACAGAUCAUAUUUAGGUCCUUUGCUGCUGGCAAGUUAAUUGUAGUAGGGAAGGGUAAUUGUAUUUAUAAUGCUUUUUCUCCCCAUUUUUUUAAAAAAAAAUUUACAGUUUGUUUUAGUAUAUAUGUAUUUUUGCAUGGAUUCUUGUAUUGCAUUUCUUUGCACAUAUGGGCUUUGUGAACCCUUAAACUUGCAGGCAAGAUCUAGCUGCUGUAGUCGGUAGAGUCGUGAGCGUGUGCGCCAGGUUUUUAAAUAGUCCCAGGCUAAGAGAACAUUUAAAUUUAUUCAUUACUAAAAGUGAAGUCCUUAAUUUAAUCGGUCGUGUAUUUUAGUUUUAAUGUAUAAAGAUUUAGAUUAAAAAAAAAAAAAAAAAAACACAAAAAAAAAA